This is a messenger RNA of Aspergillus campestris IBT 28561, 906 nucleotides long. RefSeq lists its product as uncharacterized. The record is from RefSeq and is a predicted model, not a curated record. NCBI's taxonomy places the organism in Eukaryota, Fungi, Ascomycota, Eurotiomycetes, Eurotiales, Aspergillaceae. Bases 1 to 906 code for a protein of 301 amino acids. The transcript is spliced from 2 exons.
AUGAGUCGCAUUGCGGAAAUCGACGCUUCCCAGCAGCGCUACCAUGAUAUUGUCCUGAUACAGGAAGCAAUACUCUCGCGACCUAAGACCUCCAACAACACCAUGAACUACACACAUCUACCGUACGCUGUCCCCAGCGGAUACUUCCCCGACCCGAUGAACGACAACCCGCUCCAUCUGGAAGCCGGCUUCCCGAGCGAAGAACAAUUUCUCUACGACGGCAUGAUGACAGGGCUGGACCUAGACGUGCUACAACUGUUGAACUCGCAGGACAACGGAAUGGGGAAAUUGCCAUCAAACGAGGGCAAGAUAUUUCCCACACAGGAGAUGGUGGGAGUCGCGGGUGCCGACUCGGGUAAAUACCAUCAUCAACAACCACCGCCACUAUUCACAGACCUCCCCACCUUCCCAACCGAGCAGGGCUUAAACGACCUCCUUCAAUCAGCCUCCCCGCUAGCUGCCGAGCGUGCGUUGUUCAUGAGCACCGGCGCCAAUCCCAACAUCGACGGCAGCAACAACAGCGCGGGUAGCCCCACAGCCGCAGCACAAGGGCACUCACAGACAACGCUACACCACUCCCCGCCUCCUCUUCUCGCCUUUGACGAUCUCGACCCCUGCAGCUCCCCCGAUACCAGCCAUUUCUCGUACCCUGGCUACGACGACAUUUAUUACGGUGUCCCCGGGGAGCCGUUUCCCAUGUCGGAUGUGGCUGUUGCUUCGCUUUCUAAUUCCCAGUCUCUGGGUCAUCCGCUAUUGCCGUCUCAUGGUAAUGCCAACAACAACAAUGAUAAUCUGCUCGAAAUGCCGGACGGAAGCACCCGUUUAACUGCGAAUUGGCUUCCUGUUGAUCCAGAGGUGGGGUUCACGAUCGACGUUCCGCGAUAUGCCCGUACAUCUGGUGCUUGA